Messenger RNA from Durio zibethinus, 3489 nucleotides. Its product is annotated as formin-like protein 2. Lineage: Eukaryota; Viridiplantae; Streptophyta; Magnoliopsida; Malvales; Malvaceae. Gene Ontology annotation, molecular function: actin filament binding. The record is from RefSeq and is a predicted model, not a curated record. Gene Ontology annotation, biological process: actin nucleation; actin cytoskeleton organization.
UCACAGUAUACAGGAUCACAGUGUAAGUGUAACCAGCUCAUCUUUAACCAGGCCCAGAAAGAAAGUUGUAUAAAAUUGCAAGAAUCCCAACACAGGAAAAAAAGUUGAUGCAAAUGCCAAUAACGAACAAUAUCUGUCUGUCUGUCUGUCAGAAAUUUUUUAUCUUCUUCUUCUUUUUGUGUAUCUUGUACAAGAAAGUUUCUUGCCUUUGUUUUCUCACCUAUUGAGUCUUUUUUCACACCUGGGUGGCUGGAAUGAUCAUUCCACCUCGUCCAUGGUAAGUUUUUUAGACAGCUUUUGAAACAUUUAUGUUUACUGUUACCAUGUUUUGCAAUGGAAGAUUGGGUUUUGUUCAAAGUUCAGAGGUGAAAAAUGAAAGUGUUUUGAACAGUCUGAACUACCGUUCCCUUUGCUCUUACUGUUCCCUUCCUUUCUUCUUCUGUUGCCUGUUUGGUCCACUGUAUAUUAUAGCAAGAAAGCAAGUUCUCCUCUUUCAUGUUCUUUCUCUGUUCAAAGUAAUCAUCAAAGAAAGUUAAACACUCUUCUCUCUGUCUGGCUGGCUGUCUUUGUCUCUCCCUCUGACCCUUUUCUUAGUCAAAAAACAGUCAAGAGAGUGUGUUUGUGUGUGGUUUCAAGUUCAAAAACAAUAAUAAUGCUAACAGCCACCAUGAGCUACCUACGUCGUGUCCUUCUCCUCCUUCUCUCCGCCAUCACAACCGCCACUUCCAUCCACUACCACCGCCACCUCCUCCACCAACCUUUGUUCCCUCAAACAUCUCUUCCACCAACAUACUCUCCUUCAUCCUCUUCCCCAUUUCCUUCCCCACAACCCCAACCUCAUCACGAUGAACAACAACAACAACCCAAGUAUCCAUUCUCCACAACUCCCACUUCCACCUCUCAAAAUCCUUUCUUUCCUUCCUUUCCUUCCCCUCCACCCCCUCCUCCUUCACCCUCCACGCUCCCAACUUUUCCCGCCAACAUCUCCUCCCUGCUCGUUCCCCACUCUCCCUCCCACUCCUCCCACCACCGCCACCUCCUCAUCUCCCUCUCCUCCUCUCUCCUCGCUGCUGCCGUCAUCCUCUCUCUCGCCGCCCUCGCCCUUUUCGUCCGCCAUCGUAACCACCAAAACACCUCCUCCAACGACAAAGCUUCCCGUUCGGACUCCCUCCGCUUAUUCCCUCCCAACGUUUCCCCUUCAGAUGUCUCCCAGAAGCCACCUCCUCCAACACCACCGCAACAACCGCCACGCUAUGUCUCAACCAACCGCAGCUCGGAGUUUCUUUACCUAGGCACCCUUGUAAACUCUAGAGUAGACCCAGAAAAAACAACCCUUUCUAGCAAUGGAGGUAUCAAACUGGAAGCUUCAUCUUCUCCUUAUCAAAAGCUUGGCUCUCCAGAGCUGAGACCAUUGCCACCAUUGCCAAAAGUCCAAACUUUUCAAAGUGGAGAGCAGUUUCUCCAAAAUAGGCAAAUAGGUGGCUUUGAAAACAAUGUUGAAGAUGAAGAAGAGGAGUUUUUUUCAACCAAAGGGUCAUCAGGUAGAAGAGAGAGUCCACCACCAGCAAGAAUGGGAUCAAGUUCGAGGAGGGAGUUCCCGGGUGAGAACUUUGUUAGUAGAAGCUUCAACUCAAGAACCGCUUCUUACCCUUGUUCCAACUCUUGUUCACCUACAAAUUCAUUCUUGAACUCAAGUCCUUUGACUCUGAGAUUCAAGUCUCCAGAUAAUGUUGUUCCCAUCUAUACAGUGAGAGUAAAAAACCCAUCUCCAACUUCACCUUCAUCUACAAGAUUAUCUUCAUCGUCGUCAGAACGGGAUUCGCCGGAUAGAAGUGUUUCGGGGCAGAACAAGAAGUCUCCAUCAAGGAUUGUGGUUAAGAAGCUGCCACCACCACCUCCUCCGCUCCCUCCAUCGCGUUUCUGGGAGGCUCCUGUGGCAGUGAAGUCUGAUCCUGAGACUAAUUCAGGGAGGCCUCCGGUUUUUGUUGCGCCUUCUAGGCCAAUAGUGUUGCAGAAUUUGGUAGUGAAUGAGCAGUUGAAGAAGAAUGAGGGCUUACAUGGGAGUGAAGAGACCCCGAAACCGAAAUUGAAGCCUUUGCAUUGGGAUAAGGUUAAAGCGAGUUCGGAUCGGGCCAUGGUAUGGGAUCGGAUAAAAGCAAGCUCUUUUCAAUUGAAUGAGGAAAUGAUUGAGUCACUGUUUGUGGUGAAUAAUUCAAAUUUGGUCACGAAAGAUAAUGGUCGCAGGCAGAUUCUGUCCUCUGUGAAUCAGGAAAAUCGCGUGCUUGAACCAAAGAAAUCUCAGAACAUUGCAAUUUUAUUGAGGGCACUAAAUGUCACCAUUGAUGAAGUCUGUGAAGCACUUGUGGAAGGCAAUUCAGACACACUUGGGACAGAACUCCUGGAAAGCUUAUUAAAAAUGGCUCCAACCAAAGAAGAAGAGUGUAAGCUGAAGGAGUUCAAAGAUGAAUCACCUUUUAAGCUAGGUCCUGCCGAGAAAUUCCUCAAGGCAGUUCUUGACAUACCUUUCGCCUUCAAGAGGGUUGAUGCUAUGCUGUACAUUGCUAAUUUUGACUCUGAAAUUGAGUACCUGAAAAGGUCUUUUGAAACUUUAGAGGCUGCUUGUGGAGAGUUGCGAAACAGCAGAAUGUUUUUGAAGCUUUUGGAGGCAGUGCUCAAAACUGGAAACCGUAUGAAUGUUGGCACCAACCAUGGCGAUGCACAUGCAUUCAAGCUUGAUACACUCUUAAAGCUUGUUGAUGUAAAGGGCACUGAUGGGAAAACCACGCUUUUGCAUUUUGUUGUGCAGGAAAUCAUCAGAGCUGAAGGUUCUUGCCUUUCUGGUUCUAAAGAGAAUCUGAAAGCUGAGAAAAUUCAGCGAUCUGAUUUUCAGGAUGAUGUUGAAUUCAGGAAGCUCGGCCUGCAAGUUGUUUCUGGUCUUAGUGGGGAGCUCACCAACGUGAAGAAGGCUGCUACUAUGGAUUCAGAUGUUCUUAGUAUUGAAGUUGCAAAACUUGCUACUGGUAUUUCUAAAGUAAGAGAAGCUAUAAAAUCAAAUGAAGAAAUUGCGCUGAAGGACAGUACCUACAAGUUCUGUAUGUCAAUGACUGAGUUCCUGAAAAAGGCGGAGGAAGAGAUUGUAAGGAUCCAAGCCCAAGACACAGUUGCUCUCUCUAUGGUGAAGGAGAUAACAGAAUAUUUCCAUGGGAACUCAGCCGAGGAAGAAGCUCAUCCAUUCAGGAUUUUUAUGGUUGUAAGGGAUUUCCUUUCUAUUCUCGAUCAAGUGUGCAAGGAAGUUGCAAAGGUCAAUGAGAGAACAAUAUACAGUUUGGCACGUCCAUUGCCAAAUCCUGCCCAUCAACCAGUUUUUCCCAGACUCAACAUAAGGCAGCAUUAUGGUUCCUCCGACGAUGAAAGCUCAUCAUCCUGAUUAUAGUUCCUGAUUAAUGUCCCCCAUCUGCAUAUUUGGGGUUAAAUCUCAUCAUCCUCAUC